This is a messenger RNA of Angiostrongylus costaricensis, 918 nucleotides long. The record is from the annotation of a GenBank genome assembly. NCBI's taxonomy places the organism in Eukaryota, Metazoa, Nematoda, Chromadorea, Rhabditida, Metastrongylidae.
UUGCAACUUAAUAGUAUAAUAAAGCCAACAUUUUUCUAUACUACUGUAGCGCAUUUAGCUCGAAUUGCCGGAUGUUUCAGGUUUGGAGGAAGGUUCCUGUCUGCAGCUGUGUACUCCUCCGUCUACGAGCGGAUUCACAUCAUAGAAUUACCGAAAGACUCCGCUACGACCUGGAUACUGUGUUUCUUCACUCAGGAUUUAGUCUACUAUCUGGGACAUCGAGCUGUGCAUGGUAAUUUUUCACACAAGGCCGGAGUGCUUUGGUCCUUUCACCAAAUGCACCAUUCAUCUGAGUAUUACAAUCUCAGCACAGCACUGCGACAAGGAGUAGUCCAGGAUUUCGUGAUGGUGCUCUUCGAUCUGUUGCAAGCUCUUGUGAUUCCGCCGAAUAUUUUCAUCGUUCAUCGCUACCUCAACCUUCUCUAUCAAUUUUGGCUACACUCCAACGCGGUUCCAUAUCUCGGUCCUCUUGAGUACUUCCUCAACACACCGUCCAGUCACCGUGUGCACCACGGUCGCAAUCCGUACUGCAUUGACAAAAACUAUGGAGGCACUUUAAUUAUCUGGGAUAGGCUUUUUGGCACAUACGAACCUGAACGAAGAGAUGAGGAGAUCGCCUACGGAUUGGUUACCCCAGUCGCCUCAUUCAGUCAAAUUUGGUGGGCAUCUAAAAUUCAAUCACACCAAGAAAUAGAAUUUCAGGUGAAAGCCGCAUUAUGGCCUCCGGGGUAUUUUCCUGGCAUGCAAACGAAAAACUUCUUUCUGUGGCUCUGUAUGAAAGACAGCACUGAAGGAAUACCUGAGGUGUAUUUGUAUUUUUUCCUUGUGAUACAGUACUGUCAAGUAGGACACAGAGCUUGUUGCCUACGACUGGUUCGCCAGUCGUCAUCACCGCUCUCAUUGAUGGUUUCCAUAUGA